Molecule: messenger RNA, 1973 nt
Organism: Quercus robur (English oak)
Lineage: Eukaryota; Viridiplantae; Streptophyta; Magnoliopsida; Fagales; Fagaceae
Exons: 15
Coding region: 84-1466 (460 amino acids)
Biological process (GO): tRNA pseudouridine synthesis; mRNA pseudouridine synthesis
Cellular component (GO): cytoplasm; nucleus
Molecular function (GO): pseudouridine synthase activity; RNA binding
Source: RefSeq, a predicted model, not a curated record
CGCAACUCUUUGUUCCCACAGAGAAAGAGAGAGAGAGAGAGAGAGAGAGAGAGUCCAAAGUCCAAAGCAAUUUGGGAGCCACCAUGUCGAAGGAAGAUAGAGACCUCAUCGCUAGUCUGCAAUCUCUCGUACACUCUCUUCAACACAGAGUUAAGGAAUUAGAGGCAGAGAAUACAAUGCUCUCAUCUCGACUUUCCAGUUGUCGUUGUCACGAGAUAGAGGAAGCAUGUGACAGAGCUGUUGUAGAUAGUAGUAAUUGUUUUGAUGAGAAAAGAAGGGAGUCAAAAACAGGUGGUAAGAGGAACACAGUCAAGAACUUAGCAGUGAAAAUCCCAGGUUAUAACACAAGGAACCUGAAUCACCAUUGCAAGAGAUACGUUGCUCUAAAAAUUAUGUAUUUUGGGCAAAGGUUCUAUGCUUUUGCUUCAGAGGCGCAUAUGGAACCAACUAUUGAGUCUGAAAUUUUCAAAGCUUUUGAGAAAACAAGGCUAUUAGUUGGUGACAAGAAGGAGUCACAGUACUCUAGGUGUGGUAGAACAGACAAGGGGGUUUCCUCUGUUGGACAGGUGAUUGCUCUCUUUUUACGAUCAAACCUCAAGGGAACUGGUGUGAACAAUUCUGGAGAUAUUGUUUUAGAAGAUCAAUAUGAAGGAGAAAUUGAUUAUGUGAGAGUGCUAAAUCGAGCCCUUCCUAAUGAUAUUCGAGUUUUAGGGUGGUGUCCAGUUCCAGUUGGCUUCAGUGCAAGGUUUAGCUGUUUGAGCAGGGAGUAUAAAUAUUUCUUUUGGAGGGAAAACCUGAAUCUCUUGGAUAUGGUGAGUGCUGGUAGGAAAUUUGUUGGGGAACAUGACUUCAGAAAUUUUUGUAAAAUGGAUGCAGUAAAUGUGCACAACUACAGGCGGAAUGUCACGUCAUUCGAAAUUUUUCCUUCUGAUGUGAGGUAUGAUGGCAAUCAACUUUGGGCAUUUAAAAUCAAAGGAACUGCUUUCCUAUGGCAUCAAGUUCGUUGCAUGGUGUCUGUACUGUUGUUGAUUGGCCAAGGUCUUGAAUCUGCUGAUGUGAUUGAUGCAUUACUGGAUACUGACAGGACAAUGAGGAAACCUCAGUACGCCAUAGCUCCGGAGCUUCCAUUGGUUCUUCACUCUUGUGAAUUUGAAAGUCUCAAGUUUAUUUGUUCAGCAGAUGCCAGACAAGCUCUGCAUGUGCACUUUGCAAAUCAAUGCCGCAGUUACCAGCUCCAAGCUGCAAUAUUUCAUGAAGCUCUGCUAAGCUGUUUGCCCAUAUCAAGUGCUGCUGAAAAUCAGAGCUCAUUAAAUAAUGGAACAUCCAAGAAAAAAGCUUCCUAUGUUCGACUCAUGUCACGGGCAACUGAACUUACUGGUUGGAUAUGGCGUAGUGCAUUGUUAAUAGGAAAAAGGAAUAAGCUAUGUCUGAUUGUGCGAUCUCUAGUCUGCUUCUUGAUAAGAUAAUUUGUUCAUGGAUCUUGGUUGAAAUUUGCUUUCAGAGGUUGUCCUAGACUGUCCAGCUAGCAAGACAAUCUCAUUAUCUAGUCAUUGAAUAAUUUUGUAUUUAGGAUUAGAAGUUAAUUAAAACUGGUACACAUGUAUUAUUUAUAGGUUAAUCCCACAAAACAAAAAUAAACAAUUGCACUUACAAUUUAUUUCCCGUACAAAACAAUUUCACUCAUAACAUUUAUAAUCUGUGUAAUUUAAAUUAUAUGCUUUAUUUUCUUCUUUUCUAUAGAAAUGAAAUGAUACCUUGGUUAAAAUUCUAUUAGCUUAACUCAAGGGAUGCCAUGCAAUGUGAGAGGCAGCAUGUUGAGAUUUGAGAUACAUAAUUCUUUGCAACUGUGCCUGAAUUCAUAAUUGUCAUAAAAGCGCACAGAUAUUAUAUUCAAGAAGCGCAAAAAAGCGCGCAGAUAUUAUAUUACUUUGUCUUCAACACUAAUCAUCAGUAAUAUUUAUAUUGACACAUGG